AUGGUACGACCCAUAACAUGGUCACAGGCAGGGUCGUACUAAUUACCGACAAAAACCGAUAUUGAUUGCGCUGCAAGGAUUAAAGAGUAUCUUUGAUUCUCAAAAUACUUUGGUAAACGGCAUUUUCAUGAACGAUAGUCUCUUAAGCUUUGCCUUAAUAUAGAAGUUAAGGAUUGUUUUAUAUUUCCUGGCAGAAAUUUGAUUAUGCUGUUUGUAUUGCUGUAUUUUGUUUUAAUGUUUUGUUGUCAUGCUUCCUGCGUUCUUGUAAAUGUUACACGGAACAGACAAGAUAUUUUCUCCUACCCUGGUGUUUUUAAAGACUGCUCUGGUUUUUGCCAGAAAAGAAAGUCGCUUGUUUCUGCAGAUUUGACAAAUAUUGGCAUAUGUAUUUGUCAGUGUGGAAGCGAUUAUAGAACGUUCGUUACAGCCAAGUUGAUAUGUACGAAAGACAAAGAAAUACGUAAUACAAGUAAGUAUAAAAGGAUUUUGAGAGCUGUUCACAAAAAUAUGUGAUAGAAUUUUACAUAAUUUUCUUUUCAUUUGCACUUUAAAUAACAGUACUUCCUGCUAGGCUGGUAUAUAACUCCCUGACAGUAAUUUACUAUAAUUUUAUAUGUUUUGGCCUGCUUUGUACCCAAUUUGUUAGUCGUACUUUAAAUUUUAAUUGCAGAGGAGAAUUUGUUUCAUAAUUUAUAUAGCAAGGUAAGAUUUAACGGGUUCAUUUGGGUGUGAUAAACCUGCAUGGGCCGACUUCAAACCAACAUUUGUUUUGAAGUCUGCUGUAAAGGCUACAAUUGGGUAAAAAAUUGGCAUUAGCCAGAAUAAAAUGCUAAUUAUGCUCUUUAUUAGGUUGCUUUAAUUUCGUACAUGACACAUUGCUAUGACACACUUUUAGGGCAAACGUCUUUGGGAUUCAAGUUAUACAAAAAUGAACAGCCUGGUGGCCACCUGGAAAUCAUAUCAUUUCAUCCAGUUACAAUAAAGUUUCUCGCACCAAAGUUUUAUAAUGAAAUUUGUGACCUGAAUGAUAUUGAAGAGCUCAGUGAUGAACAUUUGUGGCAGUGGGAUUCUGUGAAAGAUCUAUUAUUAAAUUACAGCAUUAUUGAAAUUGAUGAUGAUGAUAUUGAGAGACGCUUCACAUGGCUUGAAAUGACAUAUGAAGGUUGGAUGAUGUUGAGAUUGAAUGUAAGUCUAUUGUAUGUUAUUAACUUAGUACAUUUUUAACCUCAGUGUUAAGCCUGUUUUCCACUAGGCGUAAUUUUGCGCGCGGAGCGAGACUGCUAUAUUGGAAUUGAAUAUGUGAUGUUUGAUAGAGACUAUAGUUGCAUUUUUUACAACUGCUCCCGUUCAGGUCUUAAAACCUUCAACAAAUAUCAUGCAUUGUCUUUUUCACAGUGGAGUGACAAUCCUUAUAGAUUUGUUGGUCGAAUAAUAAGGAUCAAUGUCACAUGUGAAAAUUCAAAUAAAAGACAGAAGAAAUAUAAGACUGGUGUAAUGGUUUUCAAAGUGAAUGGGGUUUUUGCAGGUAAAACAAUUUUUGUAUUAAAUGUUCAUAACUUGUUCCGAAGCCAUAACUUGUGUAGCUGUUCUGAUCAGAUGCAAGGAUUAUAAUUUUUAACUGAAAGAUUUUUAUUAAUGUUUGACGUUACUCCUUAGAUUUGAAAAGAUAUAGUUUAAUUAAGCCAUUGGUGGCACUGCACUCUCCCCUUGACAAGUAAAGUCGUCUGGCAUUAGGCAGUCAGUACUAAACAAUAAAGUAUGGCGCAUCAGGGCACAUUACCAUUUACCACUUAAAGGGUUAACAUGGUCUGGUUAACCCAUUGAGUGGCAGCCUUCUUCCCUUGAAGAGAAAAAUUGUCUGGCAUCAGGCAGGAUAAAAUAUUAAAAUAGGCUGCAUCCGGAUGCAUUGCCACUUGAAGGGUGAAAAUCAGUUUGGGGGAUCCAACCCCCAUUUCGAUCCUUUGGGCCUCACCACCAAAUGUAUUGUGUUGCUUAAUAAUGGAAUCCAACUUUAAUAUUUCAAAUAUGUAUUUAGUUCAAGAUGGUACCAUCCCAACAUCAACUGUGGCUCCUGUUGUGUCCACAACUUAUUACUUAACCCCUGCACCGUCCACUGAAUCUUCAGUAUUUGUGUACAGCACCACAUCAAUGAUACAACAAUGA
Molecule: messenger RNA, 2163 nt
Organism: Paramuricea clavata
Lineage: Eukaryota; Metazoa; Cnidaria; Anthozoa; Malacalcyonacea; Plexauridae
Source: the annotation of a GenBank genome assembly